UACACUGCAGUUGAGAGAACUAUAACUUGUUUUAGUCACUGCAGUCUAGGCCAGAGAGGUAUCUAGCAUUGAGUAGGAUGCAUUCAAUGCAGUACUGCGUUUCUGUUGUUAUAGUGGCGUGCGUACAUUUGGCUUGCCGGGAGCCAGCUCGGGCUAUGACAGUUAGGGGAACAACAGAAGAGGACUUUCGUUUUCCUCAUCAAAAUAGUUAUUCAGAUACUCACCAGAACGCUGCAAUGACUUCAUCAUCCGCUAGUGCAAAUCAGGGCCAAGCACAGCCUAAAAAUUACAUUUUAACCGACCAACAAUUACACGAUUUAAGACUAGAGAUGAUAAAGAAACAAAUUUUAGACAAACUUCAAAUGACUCACAGGCCAAAUAUCACAACGAACAGGAAUAAACUCCUGCCCGCCCCCUUAGCUCAGAGACUGUUUAAGGACCCGGACUUCCAAGCCACCGAAGCAGUAGAGAGCGAGGGAGAUGAUUUCUACGGAAAAACAACAGAAAUGGUGGUUUUUGCAGAUCAAGAUACGACAAACUGUCGUGGAAGUAAACCAUCUGCUUGCUUCCGGUUUAAUUUGAAAGCAACGAUAGAUCCAGACGAAAUAUCGUCUGCUCACCUGUGGGUGUAUAAGAAAGCGUCCCCAAGACAUCGCAAUGCGACGCUGAUGCUUUCUGAAACCUUCCAGUCCGGGCAUCACCUCGGAGUAAGGUCAAGACGAGUUGCAAUGGCUGACAUAGGUUCUGGUCACGGUUGGUUUGAGUUUCAUGUUAAACACCUGGCAAAGAACUGGCUUGCCAACCCAAAUAACAAGCGUGGAAUUAAAAUUUCAUGCAAAGCAUGCAAAGGGGAUGGAGGUAUUUUUGACAGUGUUCCCGUAGAAACCGAGGGCGACCUUCGGCCAUUCCUUGUCAUAAAAAGUGGACAAUCAAAGAAUCGUCAUCGACAAAAGAGAAAUACUGUUUGUGAUGGAAACACUGCAGAGUGCUGCAAACAGACCUUCUACGUCUCUUUCGAGGCCAUAGGUUGGACAGACUGGAUACUACAACCAAGUGGGUACUACGCCAAUUACUGCAAAGGUUCAUGCGAAGGUAGCACACUGCCGAGAAGCCAUCACACCACGGUGAUACAGACCGCGGCUCUGCUGGAACGCGAUGUGGCAAAACGGGAAGAGCUAACUCCAUGCUGCAACCCGAAGAAAAUGUCCCACAUCUCUUUACUAUACUACGAUAAUGAUGGGAGGAUGUACAAGCAAAACAUGCCCGACAUGGUGGUAGAGUCUUGCGCAUGUUCCUGAUCUUUGUGAUGCCAUAAUGCUUAUUCAUGUUUUCAACUGAUCUCUGUAUUUGUGUGCCAAGUGUAGUGUACUUCAUCAGCCUAAACAAGAAGAAAACGUCGCAGGAGGCGCUUUAUUCCUUGGAACUGGGAUGAAAUACUAACUGCCUCAACAGUAGGAAUUUCCUCAUCCCCCUGGCACUCUUUCAAAGAAGAUAGUUCACAAGUAGUCACUGAGUACCUCUUUGGACAAAACCUACUUUAUGAGUGUAUGAAAUUGAGUGUAUGUAACUGAAACAGGGUGAUAACGUGAGACGGCUAUUCACAGCCAGUUUCAGAGUUCUUGAAAGUAAUAUCCUUACUUGCUCAUCAUUUAAAUCGCAGUUAUUGGUAUGAUGAAAAAAUCUAAGAUUAGGAGUAAAACAACAGGGUUUCUAAAACCCAGGCUAUCUUACUUGAAAUUGAAGACUUUCUGUACAGCAGUUAUUCUUUUAGGUCAUAUAAACCAAUAUUUAUUUGCCAUCAUACUUUGGUCUUUAUAAACUGCAGUCUAAGAGCCACCUACGUGUCCCAUUUGUAAGAGAACACUUGCAGACACACACGCACGCAGACACACACACACACACACACACACACACAUGCUUCGUUAUCUGUUUUUGUUUUGACGUAAUCCUAAGAAUCGAGCCUCUUACUUUUCCCGGUGAGUUUUCGUAACGUAGCGGCUCCUUAAACUGCAGCACUUAAAGACGUGUACUUAAAGAAUUUUAGAUCUCAUCAUCUUUUUUCAUUCAUGUCGUUAGUAGCAUUUAUUUCAUCAAGUCUUUCAUUUUUACGUUAAGUUAGCUUAUUUUUAACGGUUUGUAUUACGUUUCAAUUGUUAUAUAGCCGGUUAAUGUCGUAUCUCCUAGCGUGACAUUAUCUAUUCUGGUAAUGAAGAUGUAGGGUGAUUAAAAAUGGUCCUGGAGUAUGUAAAGAGGAAAAUAAUCAAGAUUAAGCGUAUUACAGGAUGUCUUAUUUUAGCCAGUGACCUUGUAUUUCACGAGCAUGCCAAAAUGAAACAUCACCCAUUAUUUUACAGACAUGAUUUGUAAAAGACGUAUUAUUUCAAAGAUCUCAGCUUGUCGUCAUUCUUUCUUAGAACAGAUGCAUCAGCGUCUCAGUUCAGAGUCAAAGCGCAAUGUGAGUUUGGUUUCAAGGAAUGUACAUGCCUUCCAAUCACUGUAGUUUAUAUUUAACUCUUUUUGAAUAACUGAUCUCUGUCCUCUCCCAUACCAUUUGCAUUUAAGAUUUAACACUCUGGAUUGUGUUUAUUUUAAAAACAAAUAUUGAUUUUAGUGUUUGCAGCAACAUAGUUGUUUGCGAAAGAGAAAACGUGGUAGAAAACGUGGAACAGGCAUUUAUUUUUGCCCAAAAGUCUUUCCUGUAAGAUCCUCGACAGGACACUUUCCAACGACAGGUCAACGCACGACCCGAUUUAAUGGUACACGACCAUCACAUUUCGACUCUGACGUCAUGGGAUCACUUAACGUGAUAUGCAAGUAUCCCGAUGUAUAGUUUUAUUGUUCAGAUAAUUUGUGUUCCCCUGUAUCCAAGGGACUUUGCUCCAUUCUGAUUUUCAUCGGCAUAUGCUGUUUGCUGAUAGAAAUCGAUGCAGACACAUUAGAACCAAUGGAUUUGAGAUGGGCAAUUUUUCUCUGGAUGACUCUACAUAUUAAGACACAUGUCUGCUCAUUGUAAAUGAUGUAGGCGAACAGGCGACGCUUUGAACAAACCACUUAGUGUUAAAAGGCUCUUUAUGUUACCCCUAGAUCCUCUCCCAAGCGGUGCAGAGUGUAACAGUUAUUAUUCCCCCCUUUACUUCAGCAUCAUCCCGCUUUUGGUCAUACUUUUCAUAUUCUUUAGAACUGAAAAGAUCAACUAUGCCAAAUGUGAUUUCCUUAUGACUUUACUCAUAUCAGUAUAUUGAUAAGAUUAUCACAGCCAAUGUGGUUUCUACAUGGUGUAUUCAUGUCGAGUGCGCUCCAACGGACGUUAAACAAUAGCAGACCGCUACUUCACAAAUACAAGAACGUAAGACAGUAAAAAAAUAGCUGGAUCUCCGUUUUGCACGGUGCUUUAUUAGGUCCCGGGUGCUAGUAAUAUGGAAAUAUUUAUGUAAUGUAAAGAAUAACAUUUAGAUUGUGAUACAAAGACCAAGUGACAGGAAUCUUUGACUUACGGUGCACGACGAGGCAAUGCAAAAUAGGGCGUGAUAGGGAUGUUUUGAUAUUUGCUAUGUAACAAUGUUGAACAAUUCAACGGAUAAUAGGUUUCAAAUUAGUGUCCUACACUAUAAUAAGUUAUCGUCUAGUAACGUCUAUAAGAUAUAUCCGAGUGUAAGCUGUAUCUAUAGUCAACUAUGAGGUUGUUCUGAAUCUCAUAUAACAGCACAGCCGUUAACUAUUUAAUGAAAGCGCUACGAGAAGUUCAGCAAAGCAUUGGACUUUUCAAAGUGAUGAGUAGAUUGUUCAAUGGACUAGUGUAUUCAAUGUGUUCAUUUAUUGGUCAUCUUUGUGCCGAUGUCGGCUAUAAUCACUGCCAACAACAAAGUUAUUUGAGGAAAUGUUGCAUUCCAUGCGUUAUGUAUAAUUGUAAAUAAAUUCAAGUGUAACUAAUUAAAAAUGUAAAACAGA
Molecule: messenger RNA, 3948 nt
Organism: Lingula anatina
Lineage: Eukaryota; Metazoa; Brachiopoda; Lingulata; Lingulida; Lingulidae
Product: growth/differentiation factor 8
Cellular component (GO): extracellular region
Molecular function (GO): growth factor activity; cytokine activity
Source: RefSeq, a predicted model, not a curated record